Molecule: messenger RNA, 1809 nt
Organism: Daldinia decipiens
Lineage: Eukaryota; Fungi; Ascomycota; Sordariomycetes; Xylariales; Hypoxylaceae
Product: alpha/beta-hydrolase
Exons: 6
Coding region: 1-1809 (602 amino acids)
Biological process (GO): proteolysis
Molecular function (GO): serine-type endopeptidase activity
Source: RefSeq, a predicted model, not a curated record
AUGGAUAUCGCAUCCGGAGAAUCGCAAACCCUCCUCGCAAAUGAGCCUGUCUAUGAAGCAACUUGGUUAGCAGACAAGCCCAAUACGAUAAUAACCCUGAGAAAAGUCGUGAGUAAGGAGAAUCAGACCCAUGUUGCAACGUACGAUAUCAAAAGCAUGACAGCGACAAGGAUAAUCGCCCGUUUCUUCGCGCGACUGCGCUCCCUCAGAGUGGCGCGUCUCAAGAACGGAGAUAUUGCGUUCGCGGUAGAUGGCCCCGUAGGGAUAGACCGUUACGUAGAUCUUGGAAAACAUUCAAUCUUCUACUCGGUUUUAAAGAACGCUAGGGAGGGAUGGGAGUUAGCUGGACCCCUACAUAACGCUCUUGUCAACACAGACCUCAUGCCAAGAAACUUAUACGAUCUAUUUCACGGCGGAAUCGUAUUCAUAGCCGAGGAUAUUGGUGUGGAACAUCUGCCAUCACGAGUCUGGCACACCUACCUCCUUCGACUAGAUUCCUUUAAUAGAGCUAGCACUCACGGGCCUAGGAAAAUAGAACUACCGGAUGAAAGCCCGGAUGAGAGCCGGCGUAACAUCCAUGUCUACCGACUUGGCGAACGCAAAACCGUUAAGGUGCUUGAUACGUUAACGGAUGGGAAAUGGCCAUUAACGCCAGAGGCGGCUCAGUUCGCUCCAAGUGGUAAAGCCCUAUAUGUCACCGCUGAAGACCAUGGGAGACAAAAUCUUUAUAAGAUUGACUUACAGCCAAAUGCAAAACCAAAGCUGCUUUUCCACGGCGGUGAUGUGCAAUUCUUCUACCCUCUCGGCAAAGACGACGAACAGAUCCUUGUAACCAGCUCAAGUCUAGUGAGCAGUUCGCUCUACAGCAUCAUCUAUACUGACGAAAUCCGCGAGCCUAGAGUGCUUUCGUCGCUCACGAACCAUGGCGACCAACCUGGUAUUUCCUCGAGUCAAAUUUCAGAGGUACACUUCAAAGGUGCUGGUGAUUACCAAGUACACGCAUGGAUGGUGAAGCCUAGCUACUUUGACGAAAGCCGAAAAUACCCCUUGGCUCUUUUUGUACACGGAGGACCCGAGAGUUCUUGGAAAGACUCUUGGAGCCUCAGCAAUAAUUUCGCACUUUUUGCUGAACAAGGCUACAUUGUUGUAGCUCCAAAUAUCACUGGCAGCACAGGAUUUGGUCUGGAAUUCGAAAAAGCAAUACGAGACAACCAGGGUGGUUGUCCAUAUGAUGAUCUGGUUAAAUGCACGGAUUACCUGGAGCAUAACCCGAAUAUCGAUAUUAAUAAAGCCGUCAUGAUAGGCGCUAGCUAUGGAGGAUACAUGUUCAAAGCCAUGGUCUCCGACCGUGGCGUCUUCAACCUGCCAACGUACUUUAUGGAACGGGACAACUUCUUAAGCUUCGACAGCACAGAUCGAUUCAGCGGUUCGGAAAUCCUAUGGAAGAACCCCGAAGGUCUAGAGCGGUUUAACCCAGCACGCCCGGAUCUCCUCCCUAACUGGAAAAUUCCCAUGCUCGUCGUCCACGGCAACGAUGAUUUUCGUUGUCCAGUUACUGGGGCCAUAGCUGCAUUCCGUACGCUACAGCUAAUGGGAACACCAUCUAGACUUCUUAUAUUCCUUCAUGAAAGCCACUACGAAUAUAAGCCCCAGAAGAACCUCAAAUACCUUCGGGAAGUUUUUUCCUGGAUUAAUAAGUACGCCGAUCGUGGGGAGGAACUGCUACUAGACGAACAUGAGUCAGCACCCUCCCUUAGGGAUCGUUAUCUCGGUCCAGAUUGGGGACAACGCGAUCAUUGGACUGACUAG